AUGGCGGUAAUUGAGCUACUAACCAAGCCUCCCUUCUCUGCAUCCAUUCUUCCUGUCUCCGACAGCUUAGUAGAAGCAUUUGAGUUUCCACUUGUCAUCAUGUCUGCUACAGGCAUUUGUGAAGAGGUGAGAGAUUGCAACCAGGUGAGAGACCAUCCACUCGACUUGAUCAGAGGCUCCGGUGUUUCUUCGACAAAUCCUGUACUAAUACCUCUCAAGCUGGUUGCCAACAGAGGAGAACCUUUGCCUGGCAGGCUGUUGCUCAGCAUCGGUGGGCUCAAUAUGCCUCCACCGUUGAAGCCUGAUAACGCAUUUGUAGGCGGUGCCGAAUGGGGUAGAAGGUUGCUGCUGCCAAGUUGCUGCAUCACUGAACGAUUUCUAGUAACAGAUCUUGCAAGUCUGGCAAAUUUGCUUAAUCCUUAUGAAGAAGGGGUAAAAGUAAAACACAAUUGUUGCAUAAAAGUGUAUGCGAUAUAA
Protopolystoma xenopodis is the source of this 477-nucleotide messenger RNA. Lineage: Eukaryota; Metazoa; Platyhelminthes; Monogenea; Polystomatidea; Polystomatidae. The record is from the annotation of a GenBank genome assembly.